GUUGAACCCAUUUCCGUUGCGACGGUGAAAGUUGUCCGACAGAAACGACAAAAAUGUAUCCAUUGAAUCGAAGUUUGAUAAGUUGCGCUGUUUGUUAACUCUUAAACUUGUAUUUGUUCAUAUAUAUAUGCGGAAUGUCAAAUUAAUGUUAGCUAAAACUAGCUUGUCAAAAAUGAAUGCUAAAACGGCGUCGUGGAUAUCUGCUGUGUUUUUACUGUCAGUGGCGGCAGCAGAUGAGAUGCUGAAUAUACCAGGCGGAAAGAUGUUAAUGGGAACCAGUGCAGCUGAUGGGAGAGAUGGAGAAUCCCCCACCAGGGAGGUUGAACUGCAGCCUUUUAAAAUGGACAAAUACCCUGUAACAAAUGCAGAUUUCAGAGACUUUGUGAGAGCAGACAAGUACAAAACUGAAGCUGAGACGUUUGGGUGGAGUUUUGUGUUUCAAGACUUUGUGUCAGAAGAGCUGAAGAGCAAAGUCACACAGAGAAUUGAGUCUGCUCCUUGGUGGUUGCCUAUAGAACGGGUGUUUUGGAGACAGCCUGCAGGACCUGGUUCAGGCAUACGUGAGCGCCUGGGCUUCCCGGUGGUCCAGGUGAGCUGGAAUGAUGCUCAGGCCUUCUGCCGGUGGAAGGGCAAGAGACUGCCCACUGAGGAGGAGUGGGAGUGGGCUGCACGCGGGGGGCUGCAAGGUCGGACUUAUCCGUGGGGAAACAAGUUCCAGGCCAACAGAACCAACCUGUGGCAGGGAUCGUUUCCAGAUGGAGACACUGCAGAGGAUGGAUACCAUGGCAUCUCUCCUGUUACAGCGUUUCCUCCUCAGAACGGUUAUGGACUGUAUGACAUGAUGGGAAACACAUGGGAAUGGACAUCCACACCCUUUCCAGGAGCACAACCAUCGUAUGUGCUGCGUGGUGCCUCCUGGAUUGACACGUUGGACGGUUCAGCCAAUCAUAAGGCACGAAUCACGACCAGGAUGGGCAACACUCCUGACUCUGCCUCUGAUAACCUGGGAUUCAGGUGUGCUGCCAACGAUGGACAGAAACAAGGGAAGAAGAAAGACACAACAGAGCUGUAGCAACAAACAGGAAGUCAAAAAUAUGAAGUGAGAGACAAUAAUGUUCAUCUGAACCAACAGUGAUUCAGGUGUUACUAUUGGAUCUGAUGACUUUCAAGUUGACAAAGAACAAGAAAAAAACGAGGGACCAAUAAAAUAUUAAUGACUAACAAGGAAAUUAAUUAAUGAUGAUGGUGAUAGGAAUGUUUGAGUGAAACAAACUGUAUUUCUCCCAUGGAGAUUUUUCUUAAAUGAAUUUGAUAAAGAAUAAACACAACCAUACUAAUACCUAACAUUCAAGUAAUAAAUCAUUUUCCUAAAAAAAAGGAAAAAAAAUAAGUUGUUCCUUGUUACUGUUUUUCCAUAACGUCGUAGUACACACCCCGAAAAAAAAAUCUCAUGCUGAUAAUUUUACAGGCAUGACUGAAGAGACUUGUUGGAAUGUCUCAUUGUCUAAUUUCACUGAAUGGAAGAAAAAUAGGACACUCUGUCAGCACUCGUGGUCUUCCUUCUGCACGCUGGGCUCUGUCUUUUGUUGAGUGUUUUUAUGUGACCGGAGAGUAAAUUGUUCAUUGGUUUAGUCACAGCCUAAUCCUGUCUUUGUCUUUUUGUUUACUUCCUCAUCACGAGUGGCCGGCUGGACUGAUUCUGUUAAACACAUCACAUAAGUUUUAUCAGAACUCCAGUUUUGUUUUGUUUAAGUAUCACGUCUCUGUAUAAAGCCAAGCCUUGUUUCUGUUCUCAAGAAAUGAUGAGUAUUUUUGAACUGGCCACAUAAUCCAGAGAUAUUAUGCAAGAGGAGUGAAAUGUGUUUUUAGUGACGAGGCAAAAUCAGAGCUGGCUGUUAGUUUCUUGUAACAUACAGUAAUUGGACAGUGUUGCAAUUUUUAAUUAGGCAUAUUGGAACUUUAACAUGUCUUAAAAAUGCAAUUUAAGUACUUUAAAUGUGACUUUUUUUCCCCAAAA
This is a messenger RNA of Siniperca chuatsi (mandarin fish), 2017 nucleotides long. It is a transcript of the gene sumf2, whose product is annotated as sulfatase modifying factor 2. NCBI's taxonomy places the organism in Eukaryota, Metazoa, Chordata, Actinopteri, Centrarchiformes, Sinipercidae. The transcript has 9 exons. The coding region runs from base 128 to 1072 and encodes 314 amino acids. The record is from RefSeq and is a predicted model, not a curated record. Gene Ontology annotation, cellular component: endoplasmic reticulum.